This is a messenger RNA of Striga hermonthica, 1668 nucleotides long. Lineage: Eukaryota; Viridiplantae; Streptophyta; Magnoliopsida; Lamiales; Orobanchaceae. The record is from the annotation of a GenBank genome assembly.
AUGGGCGCCUGCGUAUCGUCUCCAUACAUAGCAACGAGACCGUCUUCAAAGACGAUAAAAGUGAGGAGAAAGCGGGUCGGACGGGCCAAGAAGCGCCACCUCAGCGAUGGGAAUAGGAAAGGGAAUAGUGAUGUGGGACGUGUGGCCAUGACCGAAUAUGUUCACACCACGACAACUACUUGCAGGCGCUCAGCCGUCUCAAACUCUACCUUCCAUCUCACUCAGUUGCAGUGGCAGAUUGAUUCCAAUGGAAUUUACCAGGAAGAAUCAUGGUUUGACACGCUUAGCAUACUCGACUCUGACGUUGAUGACGAUUUUAUAAGUGUACAUGGAGAUUUAUUUCCCGAUAUUGCAACUGGGCAAGUGCUCCAAUACGAAACCUCGUCAUGCUUUAUGGACAACAAGUGUAAUUUCAAGGAGUACCAUGAAAAGUACCUGAAAAUCGACAACAACCAAACGGGGGAGAUCUUCUUGAGCAAAGACCGGGUCUCGGAUCCCAACAGUUUCUUGUUAACAGACGCACAACAGAAAGAGCUCCCAAGCCUUGUAAUGAAGGAGGAAAAGAAAAAACUCGACAAAGUCUUUUUAAGCUUUAAUGGCAUGAGGGUUGAAAAGAGUUCUGUUGAGGAAGUGAAUCAAGGUACCCUGUUCAAGUCCGUCUUGCCUCAUAAAGUCCCAUCCUUGAGCUUCAAUGACAAGAUCUUCUCAACCAUGAGCUGGGACCCACAGUCCCAGAAGAAGCCGUCCACGGUGAUAAGGCUCUCUAUCACGGGAAAAUCUGUCGAGGAAAACGAAAUAAAAGAAUUUCGUACGUCGACACAGUAUCUUUACCGUCCUAGAGCUGGCCUACUCAUCCCAUGCUCGACCAAUGGGAAACCAACACCUGGCACUUGGUCCGUGAUAGAGCCUUCGACCUUCAAACUUCGUGGAGAGAGCUACUUCAGAGAUAAGAAGAAGUCUCCUGCUCCUAACGUCUCUCCUUACACUCCAAUCGGUGUUGAUUUAUUUGCUAGUCCAAGAAAGAUCAACCACAUUGCUCAACACCUUGACCUUCCUCCCUUGGAAGAAAAUGAAAAAGCACCUUCUCUUCUAAUUGUCAACAUUCAGCUUCCCACUUAUACACCUCCAAUGUUUCUUGGUGAUGGUGAUGGGGAGGGCUUGAGCCUCGUCCUUUACUUUAAGCUCUCUAAUACUUUCGAGACUGAUGUAUCUCCCCACUUUCAAGACAGUAUAAAGAAGUUUGUGGAUGAUGAGAUGGAAAACGUGAAAGGGUAUACAAAAAGUUCUUUUGUGUCCUUUCGGGAGAGGUUAAAAAUCAUGGUUGGGGUGGUAAAUCCAGACGACCUCGCCUCGACUGUCACAGAGAGAAAGCUUUUAGCUGCGUACAAUGAAAAGCCAGUCCUUUCCCGACCUCAGCACGACUUCUAUGAGGGUCCCGGUUACUUCGAGAUUGAUCUUGACAUUCACCGGUUUAGCUACAUAGCAAGAAAGGGGCUCGAAGCCUUCCGUGAACGUUUAGGCAAUGGAAUUCUCGAUCUCGGCUUGACAAUUCAGGCGCAAAAGCCGGAAGAACUACCAGAGGAGGUUCUCGCGUGUGUGAGAUUGAACAAGAUUGAUUUCGCGAACUAUAACCAAAUACCAAGAAUUGUGAGGCUUGAAGAUGAUUGA